Capsella rubella is the source of this 993-nucleotide messenger RNA. RefSeq lists its product as uncharacterized. The record is from RefSeq and is a predicted model, not a curated record. The transcript has a single exon. NCBI's taxonomy places the organism in Eukaryota, Viridiplantae, Streptophyta, Magnoliopsida, Brassicales, Brassicaceae. Bases 1 to 993 code for a protein of 330 amino acids.
AUGGACAAGUAUAGAGGACUGCUCGACACACUUGAAGGGACUGAACUAACAAAAGCUUUUGUAGAUGCUCAUGCAAAGAUUCCGUCUUACAAUAAAAUCAUGAAAGUGGUCCUCUUGGAGAGGGUUCAAGAGAAGAUGGAAAUAACUAAAGAUGCUCAGGAGAAAGCUGAGGAAGAUGAGAGAGCAAGAUCACUUAACCAUGAGUGUUGUGCCAUUAUCCAUAAAGAGGUUAUCCCAAAGAAGCUAGAAGAUCCUGGUUCAUUUACUUUGCCUUGCAUAAUAGGUCCACUAUCUUUUAGUAGGUCUCUCUGUGACCUAGGAGCGUCAGUUAGUCUCAUGCCUCUCUCUGUGGCUAGAAGGUUUGGUUUUACACAAUACAAAUCGUGUAACCUGUCCCUCAUCUUGGCAGACAGAACGAUUAGAGUUCCAUAUGGCUUGUUGGAAGAUCUCCCAAUAAAUAUUGGUGAAGUAGAAGUACCAACUGAUUUCAUUGUUUUGGAGAUGGAUGAUGAGCCUCAAGAUCCACUUAUCCUAGGAAGACCAUUCUUAGCUACAACAGGAGCAAUCAUUGAUGUUGGGAAAGGGAUGAUUGAUCUCAAUCCGGGUAAGAACUUCAAGAUGAAGUUUGAUAUCAAGGACGUCUUGAGUACGCCAAUAGUUAAUGGACACACCUUCUCCACUGAAGAUGAGUCAACUAAGCAAAUACUCCAGCAAGGUGUCAAAGAAUCUAUGAAUCCCUCAUUGGAUGGUUGUUUAGAACUUCAAAUUAUCAAUGUUUUGAAAGAUUCGUUGACAAGGUUAACAGCUAUGGUCAAGGAAAUGGGUGGGCAAAUCAAGAAACUCAAAAGAAAAAUCAAUGGUCCCUGUUCUAGGAGACAGAGUGUGAGUGUAAAGAUGAGCAAGAGAUCUUGUGACAUUGACCCAGGAAAAAGAAGAGGAAUGAGAUCUCUGAGAAUAGAGGGUGCUUCAGCACCUCUCUAUGAGCCUCCUUAA